AUGGACGAGGAGAGGGCGACCCAAGCCACCUCCUCCGGAGGCUGGACCGUGCCCUUCCUCGGCACAGCGGCGGCCCUCAGCGCCACCUCCUGGGUCCUCUACUGCAGGCACCGGGGCCGCCCCCCGCUGGCGCCGCUCGCGCCGCUGCUGCUCCGCGCGCGGUGCUUCUGCGAGCUCGGCCUCGCGCGCGCGCUCCAGGUGUGGGAGGCGCUCGCUGCGGACCAUGCCGCGCUGGCUGCGGACGCAUGUGACCAGCUGCGCGAGACCCUCGGCCGCGCGAUGCGGGGCGCGGGGGAGCUCCGGCCGCUGGUGUCGAGGUACGAGGGGCGCGCGAAGUGCCUGGCCGCGUGCGCGGUGCUCGCGGGGCGGAACGUCGCGGGCGCGGCGGUCGCGGCCGCGCGGGACGCGUGGCGCGGCGCGGGCGACGCGCUGGCCGCGCACCGCGUCCGGGUCGGCGAGUGCGGCGGCGGCGCGACGGAGUGCGCGACGGAGUGCGGGAAGGGCGCGUGCGCGGAGUGGGAGCACGUCGAUCCGCGCGGCGAGAGAGGAGGGAUGGACGGAGGGAACAACAAUCGAGAGAUCCGCAUCUCCGGCGCGUCCGAGGGCUCGGAGGGCGCCGCGGAGGGCGGACGCUGCACGCAGGAGUUCGCCGCGGCGGAGGACUCGGACGUGAGCCCGCGCGCGCCCGCGGCGGUGGCGGCAGCGGCCGCGGCAGAAGGCAGCAGUGACGCCGACGGCACGGCCGACGACGCCUCUGCGCGACGACCGGCGGCGCGCGUCUCCGAGGACAGCGCGGUGCGGCCGUGGAGCGAGCAGCUGGACCCGGACGCGGGCGCCGAGAGCCACCUCGAGGCGGUGACUCGCGUGUGGGGCACCGCGGCUACUGGCGCGAGCUCCUGGCUGGGGAUCGCGGGCGGCGACGGCGAGUGGGAGGUGGUGGAGCGGCCGUCCGAGUCCGAGCUCGCCGGCAAGAAGUGA
Molecule: messenger RNA, 978 nt
Organism: Pedinophyceae sp. YPF-701
Lineage: Eukaryota; Viridiplantae; Chlorophyta; Pedinophyceae
Source: the annotation of a GenBank genome assembly